Vigna radiata var. radiata (mung bean) is the source of this 2587-nucleotide messenger RNA. Its product is annotated as calponin homology domain-containing protein DDB_G0272472. NCBI's taxonomy places the organism in Eukaryota, Viridiplantae, Streptophyta, Magnoliopsida, Fabales, Fabaceae. Gene Ontology annotation, cellular component: Ino80 complex. The record is from RefSeq and is a predicted model, not a curated record. Gene Ontology annotation, biological process: chromatin remodeling. Bases 474 to 2234 code for a protein of 586 amino acids. The transcript is spliced from 7 exons.
GAUAGGUUUGUUUUGUGGGAUGCGCUUUUUGGAGAGUAGGGAUCUUCGAAUUCCAAAUAUGGCUCCUUCAGAAGAAUCAGUAGCAGGUGACUCCCUAUUUGUUUCUAUUAUAACAAUAACAAUUACAAAAACUCAUAUCGGUUUUCUUCAUCUUCUUCUUUCGCCUUCUUCCCCAAACACGCGCCGCUCGGGCCAAAUACCCUAAUUCUCGUACUCCCAUUCCAUCAACACCCAAUUCCUCAACUUCACACACCAAACACGGCUGAACGGAACCAAACCCCGUUCUCCAACAAUACCUUCUUCCUCUCUCGUCCCACUCCUCUUCCCGAGGGUUUUCGCUAACUACUGCGUCGCAAAUAAUUCGCUCCAACAUUGAGUUGCAGCGGGAGCGGUUUUGGUUCGUGAGGGUUUUCCCUCGGGAGUGAUAGGAAGUGAAACAGGAGGAACCUCUGCUGUUGUGUAAUAAAGUUUUAAUGGAGGAUUUGGGUGGUACCCGAUUUGAUGGCCUCAGCAAUGCUGUGAGGAGGAAGAGGAGUCAGACUUCUCGCAGGCCGCGGCCUGAUUCGCAGCCUGUUUCUGACGGUCAUGAACUGUCCCCCUUGUCGUCAACACCGUCAGAGGAUGCUGGCAAGGUCUCCAGUGAUGAGAAUGUUGGCUACGAUGCAAAUUCCAAGAGAAAGGAGUUCAAUCUUAAUCAUUGUGUCUCUCAAACUUCAUCGGUUGCUGGAGCUGAAGACGAUAAAUCUCAUAAAAAGAGUAAAAAGGAUGGUGGGUUCCAAGCAUUUUAUAAUAACGAACCUGGACGGAGUGGUUUGCAUAAUAAACGCUGUAGUGAAGGUGUUCUUGCGCCGGCAAAUUGGAGAGGUUCAAGCAAAGCAAAGGAUAGCUUGGAUUUAGAUUCCAGAAAUGCAGAUUUGUAUGCUGCAAGGAAUCCUGAGAGUGUGAAUUUGGCGCAGUUUGGUGGCUCUCAAGAUGGACUGGGGAAUGAGAGCCGAGUUAAAAAGGUUAAACUCAAGGUUGGCGGGGUGACACGUACUAUUCAAGCCAAUUCAGCAACCAAUGGUGCUUCAGGAAGCGGAUCAACAAUGAAGAGCUCUCGCUCAUCGGAUGCUUCCCGACCGCGCCAAAAACAACAGAGUAAUUCAGAUGAAAAUAACUCUCCUUCUGACAAGAGGAGUGGUCUACAAGGCGUUCCGUGGAAGGAUUUCUCAAGGGGUGGUUUUGGUCUUGGAAAGGAGGAAUCAUUGAUGGGAAAGAUUUCUGCAAAAAACGCAUCUAGUAAGUUGGGCGACAAGUCUGAACCAGUUCGAAAGAGUAAGCGAGUACCAAAGAGACGUGUACUUGAUGGGGAAUUUGGUGAUGAUGAUGAUGAGGAUGAUGAGAUUCGGUACUUGGAAAAGCUGAAAACAUCAAAAGUUUCUGCAGUUUAUAGAGAUGAAGAAGAAUUAAGCAAAAAACAUCGAAAGCUCUCUAAUAUGGAAAAUGCUGCCUCGACAAGGUCAGGCAAAGAUGGUAAGAAAAAGUCUAGAUCUGAUAGAGUGUAUGAGGACACCGAUUACGAGGAUGAAGAGGAGUCAGGCUCUGAAGGUGAGCUUGAGGAUAAGAAAAAGAAAAAACAGAGGAAGGAGUCUGUUGAUGUACUGAUGGACAGUAAGAGGGAAAUUACCCUCACGACUCGUCAACGAGCCCUACAAUCAAGCAAAGACGCCUCAGCAUCGAGUGCUAGUUUAAUUGAGUUUCCCAAUGGAUUACCACCUGCCCCUCCUAGAAAACAAAAGGAGAAGCUUUCAGAGGUAGACCAGCAAUUGAAGAAAGCCGAAGCUGCACAGAGGCGUAGAAUGCAAGUUGAGAAGGCUGCCAGGGAAUCUGAGGCUGAGGCUAUCAGAAAAAUACUCGGUCAAGACUCUAGUAGAAAAAAGCGAGAAGAGAAAAUAAAGAAGCGCCAGGAAGAAUUGGCACAGGAAAAGGCAGCAAAUGCAAGAAUGCAUGCGUCAAAUACCAUCAGAUACACAAUCGGCCCGACUGGAACAGUUGUGACUUUUCCUGAGGAAAUGGGGUUGCCUAGCUUAUUUAACUCCAAACCUGUCAGUUAUCCUCCACCUCGCGAGAAGUGUGCUGGUCCAUAUUGUUCAAAUCCUUAUAAGUAUCGGGAUUCAAAAUCAAAACUUCCUCUUUGCAGUCUUCAAUGCUACAAGGCUGUCCAGGAGAAGGUAGUGGCUGAAACUACCUGUUGAUGUUUUCAAUGACCCCUAUCACUUCCUUCCGCCAGUUACUUGGCACCAUCGAUGUUUUUUUAUCUUUCACAGAGGCUUUUGGCUAAGCAAGUGGGAGUUGAGAGCGUUUGGUAGAUAGAGCUCAUAUUGCGGUUUGUGCAUUUGCUUUAUUAUACUUUAUUUUUAAUGCUGUUAUAAGCGGCUUUGCGCAAUGGUAUCCAGUUAAUUGGUAAUGGAUACAUGUAUAGCAUGGACAGACCUUUCCUGUUUAUUACCCUUGCUCUUUUAGCAGCAAUACUAGUAGAUGAGAUGAGUCAUUUUUCCAGUAUAUUCCCAUUGGGAAAAUUAAAGGAGUUUAUAUGAUUUUCAAUGUA